Aureobasidium pullulans EXF-150 is the source of this 1328-nucleotide messenger RNA. RefSeq lists its product as uncharacterized. The transcript has 2 exons. Gene Ontology annotation, molecular function: acetylpyruvate hydrolase activity. The record is from RefSeq and is a predicted model, not a curated record. NCBI's taxonomy places the organism in Eukaryota, Fungi, Ascomycota, Dothideomycetes, Dothideales, Saccotheciaceae. The coding region runs from base 114 to 986 and encodes 290 amino acids.
AUGACCAGCAUUCGCGACAUCGGCCAUAGACUCGAUACCUUAUCGUUGUACCACGACCCUUGAACUUCUCUCUCAUACCAGGAACACUCCAUACCAACACAUAUCCGCCCACAAUGUCUUUCGACCGUCUCGUCCGCUUCGUCCCCGCCAGCGACUCCAAUGCCAUUCUCAUCGGCGAACCUGUAGAUGCCAACCUCGAUGUUGGACUUGCUAUCCGCAAGGGUGAUGAGGUUGAGGUCAAGGUCUUCAGUGGCAAGUCUGCCUUGAACCCUGGCUCGCUGUCAGACAAGACCGAAAAGAUCGCCAGACUGCUAUCGCCUCUGUCACAAGAGGAGGUUGGCACGAUACGCUGCAUUGGCUUGAACUACAAGCAACACGCCGAAGAAGUCAAGAUGGCAGCCCCACCAGAGCCCGUUCUCUUCCUCAAGCCAGCCACCUCCCUCGCAGACCCCUACCCUCAACCCACCGUAAUCCCCAAGCACACCAAGUCGACCGACACUGCAGACUACGAAUCAGAACUCGUCGUCGUCAUCUCCAAGCCCUGCAAGAACGUUUCCGAGGCAGAGGCCCUCGAUUACGUCCUGGGCUACACCGCCGCAAACGACGUUUCCAGCCGUGCUGCCCAAUUCGCUCAAAGUCAAUGGUGUUACAGCAAGGGCUUCGACGGUGCUUGCCCGAUCGGUCCCGUGCUUGCGAGCUCAAAAUUGAUUCCUGACCCGAGUAAGCUGCACAUCAAGGGCAGCAAGAACGGCCAGGUCAUGCAGGACUGUGGUAUCGACGAUCUCAUCUUCCACAUCCCCAGACUCAUCAGCUUCUGCUCUCAGGGUACUACUUUGCCUGCUGGCACCAUCAUUUUGACCGGUACUCCUGCUGGUGUUGGUGUUGGCAAGGACCCCAAGGAGUUCUUGCGUGAUGGCGAUGAGUUCUCUGUUGAGGUCCAACCUCACAUUGGUACUCUCACCACUGUUUUCGAGGACGAGAAGUGAAAGCCUGGAAUUUCGAUUUACGGCCAUUUGUUGCAAAAUCACACAAGCUUGACGAGUUCGAAUUGAAAUGUAGACAAACCUCCCAAAUGAUAUGUCAUGAAACCAAAUCAUACCACCGACCUUGUACUCCUAAACAUGAAUCAUUAUACAUCCAUAUGCAAUCUCUGACAACAUAUCUCAAUGGCUGAGCGAAAUCCAAGAAUUCAGCACAGCCUCCAUGUCGUACGCCAAUCCCCACUGCGAGCUGAGGCAGCGGAACAACUUUUGCAUCGAAUUGAGCUCGUACAACAAGUUGCGUGUCAUGGACUCGUAGCCACUUCCAGACAACUGCUCCCCACGGAC